Molecule: messenger RNA, 2614 nt
Organism: Dicentrarchus labrax (European seabass)
Lineage: Eukaryota; Metazoa; Chordata; Actinopteri; Moronidae
Gene: vgll2a
Product: vestigial-like family member 2a
Exons: 4
Coding region: 147-1013 (288 amino acids)
Biological process (GO): regulation of transcription by RNA polymerase II
Cellular component (GO): nucleus
Source: RefSeq, a predicted model, not a curated record
UUAAGAGCGCAGAGCAGCGCAGCAGAGUGACUCUCUCUCUCUCAGCCGUUCCCUCCGUCCUCCACCGCCGGGAUUAAUGUUUCCUCUCCGUCUCAGCAGACCUGCUCUCUACAUGAAGCUUGGUUCUUCUCCGUGAUUUCUUCGCCAUGAGCUGCCUGGAUGUGAUGUACCAAGUGUUUGGUCCUCAGCCUUAUUUCAGCUCCUACAGCCCCUAUCACCACCAGAAACUGGCCUUUUAUUCCAAAAUGCAAGACCCCCAGGACAGCGGCCGCCGGCUCGCCCCCCCGGGCCACCCGGCGAUCAAAGAGGAGGACAAGGAGCUGCCGCCGGGAGCCGAGUACCUGAACUCCCGCUGCGUCCUCUUCACUUACUUCCAGGGAGACAUCAGCGCCGUGGUGGACGAGCACUUCAGCCGAGCCCUGAGCCACACGACUGCAUACCCCACCUCAAGCAGCCACAAGGCCCUAAGAGAUGGAUCAUUCCCUAUGAGCCAGAGAAGUUUCCCUCCGUCUUUCUGGAACAGCUCCUACCAGCCGUCGGUUUCCUCCACGCUGGGCAGCGCUCUGUCAGCUCCCCACACAGAGCUCCCCUUCCCUGGGGACCCAUACUCCUCCGCCUCCCUGCACAGCCACCUCCACCAAUCCAGCCCCGACACCUGGCACCCAUCCCAUCACCACCACCAUCACCACCACCACCCUUACUCACUAGGGGGCGCUAUAAGCACCCAGGGCUCAGCGUAUCCACGCCCGGGGGUUCAUGAGAUGUACGGUACGACGUUCGACCCUCGCUACGGUUCUCUGCUGGUGCCGUCAGUGCGGCCUCAUCAUCGUCUGGCAUCUGGCAGCUCGGUACCGGGGCCAAGCGCCUCGUCUUGUGACCUGGGAGGGAAGGGGGAGUCUGGGGCGGGUUCGGCCUGGAGCGGUGCUUUCACCGGAGCCGGAGCAGAGAUCGGACUCAACAUGGACACAGGUCUGCAGGCACAGGAUAAGAGCAAGGAUUUGUAUUGGUUUUAGAGACUGCUGAGACUCUUCCCCCUCCUCCCCUCCCUUCACUCCUACUUCAGCUGUAGCCUCUUUCCUCCACUCCUGCUCUACUCUGUUGCUCUGCUGCUGUUAUGGGAUGACUGACAGAGAAACUAAAAAUCGGUCAGAUGGCAUUUUUUGUGCUGUAACGGCUUCUGGUCUGCUUGCAGCUCGGUGUUACGGCGGACUGUGCAGCAGCACAGCCCUGCUGAGCUGAAUGCCGGCAGUGUGGAUACAAAGUGUGGAAACAAAAGUGGACUCGUGGAGGAGAGAAAGAGAGAGAGAGAUAAUCUGAUCUUGACGGAUGUGGACAAAGACACGACUCUUUGUGCUUCUGUAACAGGCAGGGACAACAUUCCUAAACUGGAAAAAGUCUGGGGACAGACGGACAGAGACACAUGUGUUGUCAAACUCCAAAGACAAGCGCUUGAAGGACUUGGCAGGACUUGCCUCACUGGGACAACUGGGCUACAGACACUGGGAGUGUUAUGGCUGGAGGAAAGGCCAUGUUGGUGUUCAGGAGGCCGCACAGCAAGAAUUUGGCAGACUGCAAAGGAAGGAGGAGCAAACACUUUGGUUUACAUGGACUAUUGGUUCAAUGUCAACUGAAAAAAAAAACACUGUCAGUAUUUUAUGGCACAUUAAAAAGUUAAAUUAAACAGUUUUGGACAUUUUCAACCGAUAUUAAAAAGAUAUUUAAGUAAUGUUUCAAGCUGUGUCCCAAUUCCAUAUUAUGUACAAACUAUAUGUCUGUAUGCAUAAUAAGUCCUAUUCAUUUAUGUGUGUACAGUUGAUGUACACAAUUGUCCCACAAUGCAAUGCAUAAAUGAAAUGGAGGAACUGCUGAUAGCUGCAAAAAACUGAAAUACAAAACAUGAAAAUAAGUUUGUCUUUGUGUAAUUGGCAGUGGCAAAGUCUAACUAACAUCCAUUGGGACAUGUGCUGCUUCCAUUCCUGUUAGUACAGUUGAAUAUACUGAUAUCUUGUACAUUAAGCGCACAGUAAUAUGUACUAUACUUGUUCUAUGACAAUUAAUAUAUACAGUAGAGCAUACGGAUACUGUUUGUAAGUAGUAUGUAAUUGGGACACACGUGUCUCAAUAAUAUGUUACAGUGACCAGGAUGUAAGUAUGAAUUUGGUGACUUGCAAGUCAAAUAACAUCUCAACGUUAAAAUCUUGGAUUAGUUGGUUGUUUACAUACAGUUAAUCUGUUCAAUCAAAAGAAUUAAUGGAUUUCAACAUGUAGGGUUCCUAACUAGGAGUUUCAGUGGUCAAUUGAUGGAAAAUCAAUUUGUUAUGUAUAAUGAUACACUAAAUAAUCAACUGAAAAAUAAUGGACUGAUGAGUAGAAGAGAUGUUCCGAUACCAUUUUUACCUUAACUUUGCGAUACCAAGUACCGAUCCGAUACAAGUGCUUUAAAAAUAGAUAUAUAUACACUGUAUAUUAUUAUUUGUUAACAAGCGUCUACUACUAAGGCUCAAUUAUUGCUAUCAUUGUCUGCGAUUGUCAGAGUAGGGCGGGGUUAUGAUUUCUAUCCUUGGAAACAAAAAAGCUCAUCUAUUUUGGUGCUAAUAAAUCAAGUGGUGUUGAA